Molecule: messenger RNA, 2094 nt
Organism: Knipowitschia caucasica
Lineage: Eukaryota; Metazoa; Chordata; Actinopteri; Gobiiformes; Gobiidae
Source: the annotation of a GenBank genome assembly
AUGUGGCAUGAAGCGGAGAGGACAGGCGUCAAAACCCGUCUGAGCCCAGAAGUUUCCCCCAGACAGGAGCAGGAGCAGCAGGAGCAGCAGGAGGAGGAGGAGGCGGAGGAGGAGGCGCACGGGAGAGGCUGCUCCUGGAUGGCUCAGUCCGCUCCUAACGAUGUGGUCAGCAAGAGGCUACAUUCAAGGAUGGAGGCGUCUUGUCUGGAGCUGGCCUUGGAAGGGGAGAGACUUUGUAAAUCCGGAGACUUUAAAGGAGGGACGGCCUUCUUCGAGGCCGCGGUGCAGGUGGGAACAGAAGACCUCAAGACUCUAAGUGCCAUUUACAGCCAACUGGGAAACGCCUACUUCUACCUUAAAGAGUACGGGAAAGCUCUGGAGUACCACCGACACGACCUCACGCUAGCCCGGACCAUAGGAGACCGCAUCGGAGAAGCCAAAGCCAGCGGUAACCUUGGAAACACCUUAAAAGUAUUAGGACGCUACGAUGAAGCCAUUGUGUGCUGCCAGCGGCACUUGGACAUUUCCCAAGAGCAAAGUGACAAGGUGGGAGAAGCUCGAUCGCUCUACAACAUUGGGAAUGUUUAUCACGCCAAAGGGAAGCAGCAACUGUGGGGCAGCUCCCAGGAACCAGGAGACCUCCCGGCGGACGUCAGAGAGACCUUACAGAAGGCCACGGAUUAUUACGAGAUGAAUCUGGCGUUGGUCACAGAGGUGGGGGACAGAGCAGCUCAGGGCAGAGCCUACGGUAACCUCGGCAACACUCAGUAUCUACUCGGAAACUUUGUGGAAGCCAUAAAGUUCCAUCGCCAGAGAUUAUCCAUUGCCAAAGAGUUCGGGGACAAAGCAGCCGAGCGACGCGCCUACAGUAAUCUGGGGAAUGCUCUGAUCUUCCUCGGACAGUUCAACUCUGCCACAGAAUACUACAGGAAAACACUGCAGCUGUCGCGGCAGCUGAGGGACCAGGUGAUGGAGGCUCAGGCGUGUUACAGCCUGGGGAACACGUACACGCUGCUGCAGCACUAUCAGAAGGCGGUCGAGUACCACCUCAAGCACCUCUACAUCGCCCAAGAGCUCACAGACCGAGUCGGAGAAGGUCGAGCUUGUUGGAGUUUGGGGAACGCGUACGUCUCUUUGGGAAACCACAAACAAGCGCUGCACUUUGCCCGGAGGCACCUGGACAUCUCCAAGGAGAUCGGAGACAAGAACGGAGAGCUGACGGCCAGAAUGAACGUGGAGCAACUGAUGGAGGUUCUGGGCAUCAACGAGAGCGACCUGUCCCCCUCCAGCUCAGAGUUCGAGAUGCAAGGUGCCAGGCCCAAACUGAGCAAGAUAAACAGCAUGGAGAGUGUGGAGCUGUGGAAGUUAUCAAACAAGAAUGGUGAGAAUGCGGAAGGUUUGCCGCGGAGAUCCAAGAGCCAUCAGACCCAGUCCAACAAGAGGAAAGGUUAUGCCGACAGUCAGUCCUCAGAUGAACGUCUGUGGCUCGACUCGCCAUUGGACGCCGAUGACAUCACUGUGCAAGUCCCGCCCCCUCUGCCGACGUUGGGCCGCGACCCCUCUGAUGAGGACUGCUUCUUUGACCUCCUCAGUAAGUUCCAGAGCAGUCGCAUGGACGACCAGCGCUGCGACUUAGACAAUCCUGAGAACCAAGAACCCGGCUCUGGCUCUGUGCCUCUCAGCGACAUGUUGGAUCCUGCGACGACGACGUCGCCUCAGACCGAGGAGCUGUUUGACCUGAUCGAAAGUUCUCAGAGUCGGCGUCUGGACGACCAGAGGGUGAACGUGGGGAGUCUCCCAGGCCUGAGGAUCACUCAGAACAACCUGGGCCACCUGGUGGGAGAGGGAGACCAUCAAGAACCCAGCGACGACUUCUUCAACAUGUUAAUAAAGUGCCAAUCCUCCAGGAUCGAUGACCAGCGCUGCUCCCGGCCUGAAGGGGGCCCCCACGCGCCCACGGUGCCUGAUGAGGACUUCUUUAGCCUGAUCCAGAGGGUCCAGGCCAAACGCAUGGACGAGCAGCGAGUGCACCUCCCCUCAGAGGAGCAGGACUCAGACUCUGAGACCGAGGCCCCCGGAGGAGGCUCCAGCUGA